ACCAACGAUUCGGCCACGGAAAUGGGGAAACCGUUGUCAAUGAAGUCCGGCAGAAAUUCUGCAUCUCAAAUUUACGUAGCAUGGUUCAAAAGACGGCAAGAAAGUGUCAGUGGUGCAAAGUGUACAAGGCAUCCCCGUCGGCACCUCGCAUGGCUCCUCUACCGGUGGCUCGACUAACCUCUCACGUCCGCCCUUUCACAUUUGCUGGCGUCGAUCUUUGCGGACCCUUCCUAAUUCGACACGGCCGUAGUUUGGUGAAGCGAUGGGUCAUGCUAUUUACUUGUCUGACUGUGCGAGCCGUUCACCUGGAAAUAGUGUACACUUUGUCCGCCGAGUCGUGCAAGCUGGGUUUCCGACGGUUCAUCGCCCUACGGGGUUCCCCUCAAGAAAUAUACAGCGAUUGCGGAACUAACUUUCAAGGACUGAGCAAUGAACUGAAGGCGGAAAUUGCAGCGAUCGAUCAAGAACUUGCGACAACAUUUACGAACACCAACACGAAGUGGCACUUCAACCCCCCAGCAGCGCCCCAUAUGGGUGGCGUGUGGGAACGCAUGGUGCGUUCGGUAAAGACGGCUUUGUCCACUAUUUCUACUUGCAGGAACCCAGAUGGCGAAACAUUCGAGACGUUUCUAGCGGAGGCGAUGGCCAUCGUCAAUUCCAGGCCGUUGACACACGUUCCGCUUCAAGCUGUUGACGAAGAGGCCUUAACCCCCAACCACUUUUUGAUGCUCAGCUCGACCGGCGUUUCGCAACCAACUCAACCAACCACAGAUUUACAAUCGUCAUUGAGGUCAAACUGGAAUCAUCUUCAGUUCCUGCUGGACCACUACUGGGCGAGAUGGAUCAAGGAAUAUCUCCCGGCUAUCAACCAACGUCGAAAGUGGUUUGCUGAGUCGAGACCGAUAUCCGUUGGAGACUUGGUCAUGGUCGUGAACGAAGGAAUCCGUAACAGCUGGACCAGAGGAAGGGUGGUGGCAGUGCUUCCUGGAAAAGACGGUAGGAUUCGCAGCGCGAGAGUUCAGACAUCGGCUGGAGUGCUGACACGCCCGGUGGUUCGAUUGGCAUUGCUCGAGGUACGAAAUGGAGGUACAGCUGGACCAGGUGACCAGCAAUACGGGUCGGGGAUUGUUGCUGAAGCAGAUGACCAUACGAGCAAGCCCCCCGGUGAGCUAGAUCGUUCGUUGAUCUCUCCCCCGGGCCAGAACGUGUCAGCGCUGAUGACACAACCGAAGAAAGGAGAAACUGUCAAGAAUUAGGAGCACGGCAAGUCAUUCCCGUUCAGUGAGACUAGAGUGCGGUUUAGAAAUUGUUAAAUUGAUGCCUAUUAAAGCGACCUGUACUGGUCGACUUGCUUCUUUAGCCACCCCCCACAAAGAUUAAUUCGAAGAAUUGCGGCUUUAGAACAUAGAACACAACUGUAAGUAGUUUAAAAACUAAUUAGUCCAAAAAUCGACUGAAAUUGAACUCCUACAGGCAUUUCCCACAAUUAAAUAAACUGUGCCACACAGUGAACCCUACACAAGAUCAAGGACUAAAUAUGUAAGUUCACCAACAUAAUCAUUUGAACUCAAACUUUAAUAAAUCUUGAUAGCUUUUAGCUAAUUCCGUCAAAAGCGAGUUUGCUUAAAAGAGUCCGAA
Molecule: messenger RNA, 1638 nt
Organism: Culex pipiens pallens (northern house mosquito)
Lineage: Eukaryota; Metazoa; Arthropoda; Insecta; Diptera; Culicidae
Exons: 2
Coding region: 81-1256 (391 amino acids)
Biological process (GO): DNA integration
Molecular function (GO): nucleic acid binding
Source: RefSeq, a predicted model, not a curated record